This is a messenger RNA of Myxocyprinus asiaticus (Chinese sucker), 1928 nucleotides long. Its product is annotated as protein FAM107B. The record is from RefSeq and is a predicted model, not a curated record. Gene Ontology annotation, biological process: actin filament bundle assembly; regulation of actin cytoskeleton organization; actin filament polymerization. NCBI's taxonomy places the organism in Eukaryota, Metazoa, Chordata, Actinopteri, Cypriniformes, Catostomidae. Bases 160 to 735 code for a protein of 191 amino acids. The transcript has 5 exons. Gene Ontology annotation, cellular component: stress fiber; synapse; neuron projection.
AUUGACUGACAGCGAGAUAAAGUCGCACCUUUCUCAGGUGUCCGUCCUCUGUGCUGUGUGGUAAACACGAUAGCCCAUACUUACUUCUGUCCAGAGGAGACCUCGCUCAUGGAGCGGUGACACACUUUGGUUGCCCAGCAUGCAGCAGGAGUGUGUGCCAUGAGAUCAGCCACCGCACCAACAUUCCCGACAAGACCAUCUGAGCAAGACCUGAAAAAUGCCUUAUCCAACAGUGCAGUCACAGGACACAACCACGUCUCCAACUCAUCAAGACCAGCCCAGACCAGAACAAAAUCGUCCACAGACACAUUUCAUUGUAGUUCUUUGUAUCAUCAUGGCCAUAAUCGAGAAAAUGCAGAUAAAUGUGAUGUUGCCGAGGGCCCCGGGAACCUGAACAACCCAGUGAAAGCCUCAAGGAGCCACCAGGAACUCCACAAAGAGCUGUUACUGGCCCACAAAAAGCGGGACAGAGGGCUGGUGGCGUGUUGUAAGCCAGAGCUUCAGAUGGUUUUGGAGAGGAGGAAGAGAGAACAGACCCAGAAGGAGGAGGGAGAACAGAGCAGGAGCCCUCUGGAACAAGUCCUCCUCAAACGCCAGCAGAAACAUCAGGAGAUGAUGAAAGAGAAGGAAGAAGAACAGAAGUUACAGGAGGAGGUUCAGCUCUUGGAGUUUGUGAGAGUGAGACAGAACCUGAAGAAAGUCCAUUCAGCACUGCACAAGCACACUCACUCCUGAAUGUGAUCAGCCCAAGACACUGGCACUGAUCUGACUAAAGGAAUAGCUCAUCUGGCCAUGCAAAUUUAUUUUGGAAUAAUGUACACAGUGUUUUCCAUUAUAUCUGAUAUUAAUCGUUUGUUUUUCAUACAUGUUUGAACAGUUAUAGCUUACAACAAUGUUUUAUUGAAGAUAGAAACCCCCUACAAAAGAACUGUGGCGUUCCCAUGUUACAGAUAUUGUAUCAGAUGGUUAUGCUAUUGUAAUUUUGAUAUAAAGCAUGGCACUGAAUGAUUACUGUGUAUCAUGUACAUACAUGGUUCACCGAUGGGUACUCAUAAAAAAAUGGUAUAGGGGUGGUAAAGAGCAUAAUGCUAAUGCGCAGUCACUGUCAGUAUUUUGGCAUUUGUCUAAAUCAGUUCAGUUACACAGAAGAAUUCUGAAAGAUCACUUGGUCUAUCAGUUGUUGUUCUUCACAUUGUUUAAUUUACAGUGCAAAACAAGGAAGUUUUAUUUGGUUUAUUACAUUAACCACAACCUGUCACUAAAAGUAAAAAACUAAAAGCACCUUUUGUAACUCCAUCUAAUUGUCUGCUGAAUAUUUGAAAUAUAAAUCGUUUUAAUCAGGGGUGUAGAAUCAAGAGCACCAAUUAGAAGAAGAGCAAGUGUAAUUAGUAGAACAUCAGGAAGAAUGACCACAACCAAUAUAAACCUCAAUCAACUGGUCUGAUUUGGUCAGAAGCAUUAUGAGCUUAUGAGUCCGGAAGUCGAUUUCCAAGCUAUUUAAAAUCCACCUUUCCACUUUAUGUUAAAUGAUUUUCAAAUGGAGAAGCUUUCUGGCAAUCUGUCCAGACCGGGCUGACUGACCAAAAUCACCCUAAAAGCAGAGUGCAAGAUGCUUCAGGAAGUCUCAAAGAACCAUCUGGUGUCAUCAAGGGAUCUACAGGCCGCUCUGGCAACAGUCAUUGUGAAUGUGCACCAGUCAAUUAUUAAAAGGAGGCUCUACAAAUCUGGUCUAUGGGAGGUCACCAAGAAGAAUGCCUAAACUUAACCCAAUAACACUUGACAACCACACACUGUCACAAUACUUUUUGUUUUUAUUUUCAACAAUUAUGCUUUUUAUUAUCAUUAUUAUUAUUAUUAUUUCAAACCUAACAAACUUCUAUUUGUGAAAUGUUUUGCUUGAAAAGUGUGCUCAUGCUAUACUUCUUAAA